CUGUUCUGCAGGGAUAGAAUCAUACAACAAGCAGGCAUUGCCAAAAGCAGGUUAUUGUAACUAGCCACCAUGAGAGAGGUGGCCAUUUUGCUGCUCAUUACCUUUGUAUUGGCCGCUGCUGUGUUUGCUCAGGAGGACUGUAGUCAAAAUUCUUGUCACCCACAACUUGGAGAUCUCCUCAUUGGACGAAGUGGCCAGCUGUCUGCCACAUCAACCUGUGGCCUAAAUGGACCUCAGAAAUACUGCAUCCUUGGUCAUCUAGAGGAAGAACAGAAGUGUUUUACAUGUGACUCCAGAUACCCAUAUAACCGCUACAACAAUCCAAUAAGUCACCAAAUAGAGAACAUUAUCACCACAUUUGAGUCGGAUCGAAAAAUGAAAUGGUGGCAGGCAGAAAAUGGUGUUGACCAUGUUAGCAUUCGUCUUGAUUUAGAAUCUGUGUUUCAAUUCAGUCAUCUUGUCCUGACAUUUAAGACAUUUCGACCAGCUGCCAUGCUAGUUGAAAGAUCCAAGGACAAUGGGCAGACAUGGAAAGUGUUUAGAUACUUUGCUCAAGAUUGUGCUUCUUCAUUUCCAUUUGUUCCAACUGGUCCAGCACGAAGAAUUGAUGACGUUAUUUGUGAUUCUAGAUAUUCAAGCACAGAACCUUCCACUGAUGGAGAGGUUAUUUUGAAAGCAUUGGAUCCCAGUUUCAAUAUUGAGAACCCUUAUGAUCCACAUAUUCAAGAGCUGAUCACUCUCACUAAUCUUCGGGUUAACUUCACAAAGUUGAUCACCCUUGGAGACAAUUUGUUAGUGAGACGGAAGAGGAACCCUGAAGAGAAAUAUUAUUAUGCCCUGUAUGAAAUGAUUGUAAGGGGUAGCUGCUUUUGCAAUGGUCAUGCUAGUCAGUGUAUGCCAGUUGACAGUACAAGGGGAGAUGUCUUCAGAGAACAAGGAAUGGUCCAUGGAGGGUGUGUUUGCCAGCACAAUACUGAAGGAUUAAAUUGUGAAAGAUGCAAAGAUUUCUACAAUGAUGCUCCUUGGAAGCCAGCAGAAACGUCAAACAUAAAUGCUUGUAAAAGAUGCAACUGCAAUCUUCACUCAGAUAGAUGCCACUUUGACAUGGCUGUUUAUUUAUCAAAUGGAGGAGUCAGUGGAGGUGUUUGUGAAGACUGUCAGCACAACACAAAUGGAGCAAACUGUGAGCAGUGCAGACCGUUCUUCUACCAAGAUCCUCUUCGCCCCAUUAGUGAUCCUUAUGUGUGCCAACCUUGUGACUGUGACCCUGAGGGCUCCAUUAAUAAUGGGCUGUGUGAGCCAGCUACAAAUACUGAAACUGGAGCCAUUGCAGGUCACUGUAUAUGUAAAGAAAAUGUGGAAGGGGUGAGAUGUGAUCGCUGCAAACCUGGCUUUUUUGGGCUGAGCAGAGACGACCCACAAGGCUGUCAAUACUGCAGAUGUAACAGACUUGGAAGUGUCUUGACACCAUCACCUUGCGAUCCAGUGACUGGAGACUGCAUUUGCCAGCGUUUUGCAACUGGUCCAUUAUGUGAUCAUUGCCUGCCAGGGUACUGGGGACUAGGAAACACAGUUUAUGGCUGUUCACUUUGUGAGUGUGACAUUGGGGGAGCUUAUAAUGACAAAUGUUUAGAAACAGAUGGUCAGUGUCAAUGUCUCCCUCACAUUGUUGGUCGAAAAUGCAAUGAACCAGCUCCAGGUUAUUUUUUUGCUCCUUUAGACUACUACAUCUAUGAAGCAGAGUACGCCUCACCACUGGAGCCAGCUGCCCAGUUGGUAAAUCCUAUUCCUCCAUGUGAUCGCUAUUUCAGAGAAAGAGGGUAUGACUUUAAAUUUGAAAACGGAAAAUUCAUUUUAACCAGAAUAAGUAAACGAAGUAUUAGAGAACGAAGACAAGUCCAGCAAAAUACAAUACCAUUGGAUCCUGGAUACCCUCUGCAGAUUGUGUUUCGUGAACGCAUUCCAGACAAACCUGUUACGUGGACAGGCCCAGGAUUUGUACGAGUCCGUCAUGGUGCUGGAUUAAGAUUUAGCAUUUCCAAUCUUCCAGCAUCAUUAAAUUACUCAGUUGUUAUUCGAUAUGAGCCUGAGUCUUCAGAUAACUGGAUUGCCGAGGUCACAUUCACUUCAAAUGACAUACCUUUAAAUGGACAAUGUGCUGAUCAGGCUUUUCAGACUAAAUCUGUUCCUUUAUUGUCAACAGGCAGGAUUGCUAUUUUGGACACUCCGAUAUGCUUAGAUCAUGAAGGCUACUACUACUUUGAUAUCUAUUUUAAACAAUAUCAUACCUCUGAGCAACAGCCCAACUCUCACAUCCUCAUCGAUUCAAUGGGACUAAUUCCAAGAAUAGAAUCACUUCAGAACUUUUGCUCCAAAAGUGAACUUGGUGCAUACCAACAUUAUGAGUGUAUUGAGAUUGCAUCUGAAGUGGGCAUCCAGAUCCUGCCAGAUGUGUGCCAGAGGCUUAUUGCUAGCAUGUCAGCUCGGAUACACAAUGGUGCAGUCGCUUGCAAGUGUAACACUGAGGGAUCUGUUAGAAAGUCCUGUAGUAAAUUUGGAGGCCGGUGUGAGUGCAAGCCACAUGUGAUUGGCCGGUGCUGUGAUACUUGUGCUCCCAAAACCUUUGGAUUUGGUCCCAGUGGUUGCACAUUGUGCAACUGUGAUCCUCAAGGUUCAUACGGGGAAAUGUGUGACCAAGUGAAUGGCCAAUGUCCUUGUCGUAGACAAAUCUUUGGGCGACAAUGCAACCAGUGCCAGCAAGGUUACUUUGGUUUUCCCAAUUGUCAACCAUGCCAGUGUAAUGGUAAAGCUGAAUUUUGUGACCCAGUUACUGGGGACUGCCUUAAUUGCAGAGACUUUACAACUGGAAAGCAUUGUGAAAGGUGCCUGGAUGGCUAUUAUGGAGAUCCAAAAGAAUCAUGUACACCAUGUUUAUGCCCUGAUACAAAAGCCAGUGGCCGUUAUUUUGCUCAUUCUUGUCACAAGGAUUUUAAUGCUCUACAGGUCAUCUGUGACUGCAUUGAAGGCUAUGUAGGCUCACAUUGUGACAAGUGUCCUCAAGGAUAUUAUGGCAGUCUGAAGCAACUAGGGGAUCGCUGUCUGCCUUGUCCAUGUAACAACAAUAUAGAUGUGCGAGAUGUCGGAUCCUGUGACCGUCUUACAGGAGUGUGCUUAAAGUGUCUUUACAACACCGAAGGUCCCAACUGCCAGUUUUGCAAGAAAGGGUAUUUUGGAUCUGCUCUUACUCAAAACUGCACAGCAUGUGCCUGCAAUCCUUUUGGAUCACACAGCAAGGCAUGCCCUAGCCCUGACCUCUGUGUGUGUGAUGAGACAACAGGACAGUGCCCAUGUUUGCCAAAUGUAACUGGUAAAAACUGUGAGGAGUGUACGCCUGGAUACUGGGACAUGGCUAGUGGGGAAGGAUGCCAACCAUGUGAUUGUGACCCUAGAGGCUCUCUGGGUACCCAGUGCAAUCAGUUUACUGGCCAGUGUGUUUGCCAGCCAGGAUUUGGAGGAAAAAGAUGUGAUCAAUGUGAGGAGAACUUUUUUGGUGACCCUGGAUCAAAAUGUUUGCCCUGCAACUGUAACACAGAAGGAACAGAGAAGCCAGUGUGUGAUCAAUAUACAGGGGCAUGCAACUGCCGCACUGGGAUCAUUGGCAGAUACUGUGAUCAGUGUGCCAGAGGUUUUCUUGAAGACUUCCCCAAAUGUACCCCUUGCCAUCCUUGCUUUAAACUGUGGGAUCAGGAAGUCGACAACUUUCAAUCUGCUCUUCAGAAACUGAAUUUAUCUGCAUCAAACCUGCACACUGAUAAAUUACCUACAUAUGAUAAACAGCUUACAGAAUUAGAAGAGAAACUUGCAACACUACAGAAACUUUUAAACGGCUCACUUUUAUCCAUGCUAGAUAUCCAAGAAGCAGAAUUGUUCUGUGAUAUAAUACGACAAUUAACCGAUGAAACGGAUCCAAACCUCAUUAUUAUAGAUGCAACAACUCUAUUAAAUAGUGAAAUUAAUAGCAUACGGAAGGAACUAGAUUUGCAUAUUGAAACUCUGGAAAAUAAAAUGAAGUGGUUGCCAAAGUUCAAUGUAGAAAAACUACUUGCUGCAUUUAAUUCUAUAAAAAAACAUUAUGAAGAGUCAAAUAAAGCCGAAGAAAGGAUCAAAAAUACUAAGUUAACCACAGACACGUCUGAAAACACCAGAAAAAAAGUGUCUGAUUUGCUUGACAAAACCAAAUUAAAAAAAGCUUUGGAUGAUUUAGAAAAAAAGCUAAAUGAACUUAACAUAGCUGCUAUCAAUGAGAAAGUUUGUGGGGCACCAGGUGAUACACAGUGCUCUAUAGCAACAUGUGGUGGAGCUUUAUGUAAGGAUGAGUAUGGAAAUCGGAAAUGUGGCGGAAUUGGCUGUAAAGGAAGCUUACCACUUGCACUCAACGCUACAGAAGAAGCAAGACAAACAGAUAUUAAAAUCAGCAAGUUCCUUGACCAGCUUAAAGAUUCAAAAAGAGAGAUUGCUGACACAAAAGUUAUGGUAAAGGAAACACAGAAAAAAGCAUCUGACCUGAUUGAGAAAAUAACGAAGAAUAAAGAAAGAAUUGAACAAGACAAGGAAAAAACUAAAGCUCUCAUCAAAAAAGUAAAAGACUUUUUAACAGGUGAAAGUGUAGAGCCUGAAGAUAUUGAAAAAGUUGCCAGGGCUGUUUUAUCAAUCAAGUUGCCUGAGUCACCAGAGGACUUUCUGAAAAAAGUAAAGGAUAGCUUUAUCAACAGCACAGAAUUUGAAAACGAGUUAAAGUUUUUGAAAGAACAAAAUGAUAAAGCGAAGAAGCUUUUGGAACAGGCAAAAAAAGUACAGAAAAAAGCCGAUUCUGUGGACCCUACAGAUGCCAAAAGAGCAAUUGAAGAAGCCAAUAAUGCCAAAGCCAGAGCAAAUGAAUCAAUUAAAAAAAUACAAGACAAAGUGCAAGAAAUCAAUGAAAACAUUGAUGAGACUGAAGAAAAAUUAAACACAAGUGAGGAUGCCUUAAUGGACAUCAUGAACAGACUUGGUAAUCUUAGCCGUGACAUUGAACAAUUGAGAAAUAAAACAGAACAGAAUAGACAGAUGGCAGAAGAUGUGAAAUUGUCAGCAGAAGAUGCUCUGGGUAAUGCUACUGAAAUUGAAAAGGAUUUUAAAACUGCUGUUACUCUGUAUGAGAUCUUGAAGUCCAAACAGAAAGGUCAAGGUGUCUCGAAAGAAGCACAAGAAAAGGUAGAAAAACUUCGGAAAGAAGCUGAAGAUAUAGCUAAAGAUAUUGCUGAUAAAAUGCAAACACUUGCAGAACUUGAAGAUAAAAUCCAGGAACUCAUUAAGAAUAAAGAAGAAAAAGCCAAUGAAGUUAGUGAGCUGGAGGCGAUUGUAAAAAGUAUUAGAGAUGAAAUUAUUGAAAAGGGAAUUGGCUAUAGCACAUGUUAGCUUUGAAACCUUUCUAAAAUGUGAUAUAUUGUAUAUAAAGACAAUUUUAAGAGUUAUUUGAUGCUUCUUACUCCAUUUUAUGGCAUUUUUUAUGGUUCACCAUGUUUGUUUGUUGCAAAUUUAGGGAAAUUGUAUCGCAGAAACAUAAAUGAAAUAAACGCGAUUUUAACUUCAAAA
This is a messenger RNA of Polypterus senegalus (gray bichir), 5634 nucleotides long. RefSeq names its product laminin, beta 4 (gene lamb4). NCBI's taxonomy places the organism in Eukaryota, Metazoa, Chordata, Cladistia, Polypteriformes, Polypteridae. The coding region runs from base 70 to 5457 and encodes 1795 amino acids. The transcript has 35 exons. Gene Ontology annotation, molecular function: extracellular matrix structural constituent. The record is from RefSeq and is a predicted model, not a curated record. Gene Ontology annotation, cellular component: laminin trimer. Gene Ontology annotation, biological process: cell migration; basement membrane assembly; substrate adhesion-dependent cell spreading.